AUGAUUAUAUCAACAUGGAAUAUCAGGGGGCUCAACCAACCCCUGAAGCAAAAGGAGCUGAAGCUCUUUUUGCAAAAGAAUAAGAUUGAACUGUUUGGUUGUUUAGAAACAAGGGUAAGAGAGAAUAAAGCUCAGAACAUACUGAGCAAAGUUAGUAGUGGAUGGAGUACUAUGUGCAACUAUCCAAUGGCCCCAAAUGGUAGGAUUUGGCUCUUUUGGAAGCCUUACCUACAGGUCCAGGUACUGCAGGUCCAAGAACAAUUCAUCCAUUGCAAAGUGGACAAUAUGACAGAUGCUUUCUCUGCAUUUGUAACUAUUGUGUAUGCAAAGAAUGAGGCUCAAGAAAGACUAAGUCUGUGGAGUGACUUAACUCAGCUAGGAAAUAACAUUACUGGAGCUUGGUUGUUGUCUGGUGAUUUCAAUACUUUGCUCUUUACAGAGGAUAGGAUGGGCUCCCCUGUGACUGAUGGUGAGACAAAAGACUUCAGAGAUUGUAUGGAUACCUUGCAGUUAACAGCCUUAAAGGCAAAAGGAUGGCAUUUCACCUUUUGUAACAAACAGCAACAAGGGGACAGGGUGUACUCUAAAAUUUAUUGGGCAUUGGGGAAUUUGAUGUGGUUGCAAUCAUAUGGGCACGUGGAGGCAGAUUUUCUCAAUCCUGGGGCUUCAGAUCAUUCUCCCAUAUACAUUGAGUUUAAAACCCAUUGCAAUGGCACUAGAUUGUUUCAGCUAUGGCAUAAGCUAAAGGAUUUGAAAAUUGCAUUGAGGGACCUGAACACUCAUAUGGCUUCUUAUAGCCAGAAAUCGCAACAGUCUCGACGAAGUUUAGAUGUGAUACAAUCUCAAUUGGCAAACUUACCAAUGCAGCAAGCUUUGAUAGAUAAAGAGAAGAAGCUCUCAGGGGACAUACAGAAGUGGAGUUAUAUUGAGGAGAAGUGGAAGAUUAGGUCUAGUAGGAACUCUAUAACUUCCAUCUAUGACACUACAGGGAAUAAGCUCACAGAUCCAAAACUCGUUGAAGCUGAGUUUAUCUCCUUUUUCUCUAACCUUAUGGCGUCAAUGGCUGAGGAGUUGCCAUGUCCAAACUCAGAAAUUAUCAAAAGAGGGCCAUGCUUAUCACAUCAGCAGAAAUGUACACUAAUUCAGACUGUCACAGAGAUGGAAAUCUUCAAUGCUGUGAGGGACAUGCCUAGUGACAAAGCCCCAGGUGUUGAUGGUUAUCCAGUGGAGUUCUUUACUCAGAAUUGGGACCUGGUCAAACAUGAUGUGGUGCAGGCGGUGAAGGAAUUUUUCCUCUCUGAAUGGAUCAUGGAAUGCAUCUCCAAAGUCUCAUACUCUCUUGUCAUACAUGGGGGUCUUACAAAACCUUUCCAGGGGAAAAGGGGAAUAAGGCAAGGGGAUCCGAUGUCCCCUUACCUUUUUGUUAUUGCAAUGGAAUACCUCCAGAGAGAGUUAAAUGUGCUAGCUGAUAACAAGCAGUUUCAAUUCCAUCCUAGGUGUAAAAAGCUAAAAGUUAUGCAUAUUUGUUUUGCGAAUGAUCUGUUAAUGUUUUGCAAAGCUGAGUUAAACUCAAUUAAACUUCUACAAGAAGCCUUCUUAAGAUUCUCAGUUGUCUCUGGGCUUCAAGCCAACACUGAAAAAAGCUCAAUAUACAUGUCUGGGGUCAAUGAUCAGUUAAAGCAGGAGAUAUUGACUCAUCUUGGAUACUGUGAAGGAACUCUACCAUUCAAGUACUUAGGAGUCCCUUUAUCAUCGAAGAAGUUAACAAUGGCUGAAUGUAUGCCCCUUGUGGAGAAAAUUACAGAUAGAGUGAAGUGCUAG
Messenger RNA from Lycium barbarum (goji berry), 1821 nucleotides. RefSeq lists its product as uncharacterized. NCBI's taxonomy places the organism in Eukaryota, Viridiplantae, Streptophyta, Magnoliopsida, Solanales, Solanaceae. The transcript has 4 exons. Bases 1 to 1821 code for a protein of 606 amino acids. The record is from RefSeq and is a predicted model, not a curated record.